CAGUGAGCAGGCAUAGAUACUUUGCAGUGAAAUGCCACGCAGGCAGAGAGUGACAGGCAGUCAGUAGCAGCUGAGCUUUUCCCUCUUGGACGGCUGUUUCCUGCUAGGUUCAGGAGAGGCGGGGGCCUGGCUCCUGCUUCUGCUGCUGCUGUGUCAACUCUCUCUCCACUCCAGGUAAGCAGACUCAGAGGGAGGGCAAGCUGCAAGUCACGUCUUUGUACGAUGAACAAGAUCCGAAAGUUUUUCCGAGGAAGUGGGCGAGUCUUGGCAUUUAUAUUUGUAGCUUCUGUCAUCUGGCUGCUCUUUGACAUGGCAGCUCUCCGUCUCUCAUUCAAUGAGAUCAGCACUGGGAUACUCCAAGAAGACAUCAGGAGGAGGGAGCAGACAGGAUUCAGAGUCCAGCCAGACCAAAUGAAGAUCCUCCACACCAGCAUCACAGGGGUGGGGCUGCCCCAGCAUGGCGUGUGGGCCGAGGAGAACUUUAGAAAGGGAGAGGACCAUGUACACAAAGUUGAAGAGAAUAUGGACCAAGUCCAGAGGAGAGGAAAAAUACAGAUACCCCUGGGAAGGGGAAGAGCUGUGCCUCUGUGGCAUCCUGCACAUCUACAAAGCCUCCCAGUGCCUCCUACCAUUCAGAAGACAGAGAUGAGAGCCCACAAGCCUGAAGCCUCCUCCCAGCACAUGGCACCCAAGCAAACAACAGUUGUAUCGCAGAGAACCCCAUCUACAGCAUCAAGAGGAACUCCACUGAACAAAAUAUCAGUACAUGCAGAAACCUUCGCUAAAAAACAAGAGGCCCCGAAGAAUCAUACUCUCAGCAGUAAUGCAUCAAAGCAAGCAUCUGAACGGACCUUAAAUAUGACCAUCAGUGUCAUGACUGACAGAUCAAAGCAGCAAUCACAGACGGUAACAAAAGAAAAGACACACUUUGCCAGCCCUCCAAUCCUGAAAUCUGGGGAAGCCAUAGCCAUAAAGAAAACUGAGGCUCAGAGUAAAGAACUAAAACACAAAGCCCAUAAAGUGCUACCUCUUCUUAAGUUCAUUGCUGACACGGGUCGUUUAAAGAAGCAAUCUAUGAAUGAGACACAGCUGGGCAGCUUGCCAGAAGAUGGCGGGGCCAAAGUGGUGCCAGGGAAGAAACUUAAUUUCUCUGAAAGCCAGGUUGUGAUUAUAACCAAAGAGGAGGACCUGAGGAUAGAUACCAAAGAGAUGCCUGAUACUAAAACCCAAACUGCCCUUCCUGAAUUACUGGGUGGAAGCCAAGAAAAACACAUCCCCAGGAAUCAAAGCAAGACAUCUUCCUCUCUACUAGCUCCACAGAGAGUAAUGUCUCAAGCCAAUCUGGCCUUAGCAGGGGAAGUCCAUUCAGCAAGAAGAAACUUGACAGCCAAGGCCCAGACUGCAGGACACCAGCAAAGCCUCGCAAAUGCCCCUGAAAACCCUGGAAGGCACCAUGUGCUGAGAGUGGAUGCGACUCUUUCUCCAAGGGAUCCCAAUGCUCCUGGUCAGUUUGGGCGUCCCAUUGUGGUUCCCCCUGAAAAGAAGGAGGAGGCGGACCGACGAUGGAAAGAAGGGAACUUCAAUGUCUACCUUAGUGACUUGAUUCCAGUGGACAGAGCCAUUGAAGACACAAGGCCUGCAGGAUGUGCAGAGCAGCUAGUUCACAAUGACCUCCCAACCACCAGCAUCAUCAUGUGCUUCGUAGAUGAGGUAUGGUCUGCUCUCCUGAGGUCUGUGCACAGCGUCCUCAAUCGCUCUCCUCCACACCUCAUCAAGGAGAUUCUUCUGGUGGAUGACUUCAGCACCAAAGACUACCUAAAAGGAAAUUUGGAUAAAUACAUGUCUCGGUUUCCAAAAGUUCGGAUUCUUCGCCUCAAAGAGAGACAUGGCUUGAUCAGAGCGAGGCUGGCAGGAGCACAGAAUGCAACAGGUGAUGUGUUGACAUUCCUAGACUCUCACGUGGAAUGCAAUGUGGGCUGGUUGGAGCCACUUCUGGAAAGAGUUUAUUUAAAUAGAAAGAAAGUGGCCUGUCCAGUAAUCGAAGUCAUCAACGACAAGGACAUGAGUUACAUGACAGUGGACAACUUCCAAAGAGGUGUCUUCACAUGGCCCAUGAACUUUGGCUGGAGGACAAUUCCUCCAGAUGUUGUUGCAAGAAAUGGAAUUAAAGAAACUGACAUAAUCAGGUGCCCAGUCAUGGCAGGUGGAUUAUUCUCCAUUGAUAAAAGUUACUUUUAUGAACUUGGAACUUAUGACCCUGGUCUUGAUGUUUGGGGAGGAGAAAAUAUGGAACUAUCAUUCAAGGUCUGGAUGUGUGGUGGUGAAAUCGAGAUCAUUCCCUGUUCCAGAGUGGGCCACAUAUUCCGAAAUGACAAUCCCUAUUCCUUCCCCAAAGACCGCAUGAAGACAGUGGAACGGAACCUGGUGCGGGUGGCUGAGGUCUGGCUGGAUGAGUACAAGGAACUCUUCUAUGGCCAUGGGGAUCACCUCAUAGACCAAGGGUUGGAUGUGGGCAACCUCACCCAGCAAAGGGAGUUGCGCAAGAAGCUGAAAUGCAAAACUUUCAAGUGGUACUUGGACAAUGUCUUUCCUGACUUGAAGGCUCCUGUUGUGAGAGCUAGUGGUGUGCUGGUUAAUAUGGCCCUGGGCAAGUGUGUGUCCAUUGAAAAUACCACAGCCACACUGGAAGACUGUGAUGGGAGCAGCCAGCUUCAACAAUUUAACUAUAGCUGGAUAAGACUUAUUAAGCAUGGAGAGCAGUGCCUGGCACCCAUCCCUCAUAAAGGAUCCCUGAGACUCCAGCCAUGUGAUAACAAAGACAACAGACUCAAGUGGCUGCACAAGUCAACCUCGGGCUUUCGUCCAGAACUGGUGGAUCACAUUGUUCUUGAAAACUAUCAGCAGUUGUUAUGUGUGGAAGGGAAUUUUUCUCAGAAGACCCUGAAAGUGGCCACUUGUAACCCAAUGGAACCAUAUCAAAAGUGGAAAUUUGAAAAAUACUAUGAAGGCUAAAGAGGAAUGUUUUAUCUGGUUAACCCACCAGAUUCUGUGAAAAUCAGACCAAAGUUGGUGACUGUAUUUCUCUUCUUAGUUGUUUAAAUUUUCCGUUUUAAUAGCAUUUAAAUGGAAGGUUUUUUUUUUUAAAGCACCAAAGGAUAACUCAGGGAAAUACACCACCACUGGACUGGAAUUCUUCAGCUCUGGGGGGCCUUUGGAAGUGUCUGUGCCCUACUCAGGGCUGUGGUGCGUAC
Messenger RNA from Onychomys torridus (southern grasshopper mouse), 3251 nucleotides. RefSeq names its product polypeptide N-acetylgalactosaminyltransferase 5 (gene Galnt5). NCBI's taxonomy places the organism in Eukaryota, Metazoa, Chordata, Mammalia, Rodentia, Cricetidae. Gene Ontology annotation, cellular component: Golgi apparatus. The coding region runs from base 223 to 3012 and encodes 929 amino acids. The record is from RefSeq and is a predicted model, not a curated record. The transcript has 10 exons.